Syngnathus acus (greater pipefish) is the source of this 6792-nucleotide messenger RNA. It is a transcript of the gene gapvd1, whose product is annotated as GTPase activating protein and VPS9 domains 1. Lineage: Eukaryota; Metazoa; Chordata; Actinopteri; Syngnathiformes; Syngnathidae. Gene Ontology annotation, cellular component: endocytic vesicle; cytosol. The record is from RefSeq and is a predicted model, not a curated record. The coding region runs from base 199 to 4653 and encodes 1484 amino acids. Gene Ontology annotation, molecular function: guanyl-nucleotide exchange factor activity; small GTPase binding. The transcript is spliced from 29 exons. Gene Ontology annotation, biological process: vesicle-mediated transport; regulation of GTPase activity.
UCCUCGUGAUGACAGCAAAUGACAGUACAGUUCGCUCCUGCAGCACCCAGUGAGAGACGGCCAACCGCAGACAAACAAUUUCUCGAGCUUGAUAAAUCUCAUGAUCCGCUGUGUUUGGUAGUACUGUGACACAUCAACACAUACCCUUUAAGUUCGUACAUUAAUUCCUUGCCUCAAAGCCUGUGAGAGCUGGUAAAGAUGGUGAAGCCAGACAUUCAUACUCUGGCCCACCACUUGAAGCAGGAGCGGCUUUAUGUGGCAUCAGAGAAGCAGCUGAUCCAGAGACUCAAUAGCGAUGUCCUAAAGACAGCCGAGAGGCUAUACCGGGCCGCCUGGAUUGCCAAGCAACAGCGGAUCAAUCUCGAUCGGCUCAUUCUCACCAGUGUGGAAGCCUCACCAGCUGAAUGCUGCCAACAUGCCAAAAUGCUGGAGGACACGCAGUUUGUUGAUGGUUACAAGACUCUCAGCUUCCACGAGACCAUCUAUGGUGAAUUCCUGGCCCGGUUGAGGGAGAACCCCAGACUGGUGGCAUCAUGCCUAGUGGCAGGGGAAAGGCUGAACCAGGAGCACACCCAAGGGGUCAUCCAAACCGUCUUCACUUCACUUUAUGGCAACUGUAUCAUGCAGGAAGAUGAGAGCUACUUGCUACAGGUGUUGCGGUACCUGGUAGAGUUUGAGCUAAAGGAGAGUGACAACCCACGGCGGCUACUGCGACGAGGCACAUGUGCCUUCAGCAUCCUGUUCAAGCUCUUCUCCGAGGGCCUGUACUCAGCCAAGCUCUUCCUAACAGCCACCCUCCACGAACCUAUUAUGCAAUUGUUGGUGGAAGAUGAGGACCACCUGGAGACAGACCCAUGCAAAGUGACUGAGCGCCUGACUCGAGUCCAGCAGGAGCGCUUUGGAGAGAAGGGCUCUGAGGGCUACAAACAAAGAGUCCAGGCAGCUGUUGAGACCAAUGAAGCAAAGUUAGUUGCUCUGGUCAACAAGUUUAUUGGGUAUUUGAAGCAGAACACCUAUUGCUUCCCCCAUAGCCUGCGAUGGAUUGUGUCGCAGAUGUACAAGACGUUGUCAUGCGUGGAAGGUCUAGAAGUGGGAGAGGUGCGUACCAUGUGUACUGACCUACUGCUGACCUGCUUCAUUUGUCCGGCAAUUGUUAAUCCGGAACAGUAUGGUAUCAUCUCAGAUGCCCCCAUUAAUGAAGUGGCUCGCUUCAAUUUAAUGCAAGUCGGCCAGCUUUUGCAGCAGCUGGCGAUGGCGGAUGACGAUGCAGACCCUAGACGAAAAAGUUGUUUGUCCAAAUUUGAUAAAAGUUGUGUUGCUGCUUUUCUGGAUGUCGUGAUUGGUGGAAGAGCAGUUGAAACACCACCGAUGUCGUCAAUGAACCUUCUCGAAGGCCUAAGCAGGACUGCGGUUUAUGUUACACAUCAACAGCUGAUAGCAUUGGUGGAUUUUGUGCGUAGGGUAAUGGCUGGAGACCACCUUAGGGAGGAGGAGCACAUGGCCCUGGAAACCCUGUUGGCCAAUGUGCCCCAGUCGCAAACUGGGAAGAACAACAGUCUGGAACUUACCCCUUCCAACACCCCUCAGCUCUCCCCUGCUAGCACUCCUGCUAAUAAGAAGAACAGACUCCCCAUAGGACAACAUUUAGCUGCUAUAGCAUCUUGGGACCCUACAACCACCUCCCUCUCUGCUCAUAUUCCAUUAGUAACCCCUUUUGCUGCUCGAAGCCGUAGCCGUACCAAUUUAGCCCAGGAGGGGGAAGCAGAGACUAGCUCCCAGGAGUCGUUGCAGGAGCUAAUGCCAGAAGAGGUGCUUGUAAUAUCAUUUGGAAAUGGUCCUCAGACUGUCCCUGGAAUGAUGUCAGAGAAUGAGGUUUUGAACUUGCAAAUGGCUGAUGCUGCCCAAGGCGACAGCCAUGCAGACGACACAAAGCUGCAUGGCAAACCAGACAAAACGCUGCGCUUUUCACUCUGCAGUGACAACUUGGAAGGCAUCUCUGAGGGUCCAUCUAAUCGUUCUAAUUCAGUGUCAUCUCUUGACCUCGAGGGAGAGUCUGUUUCUGAACUGGGUGCUGGACCCUCAGGAAGUAAUGGGGUGGAGGCUCUCCAGCUUUUGGAGCAUGAACAAGCCACCACUCAAGACAACUUGGAUGAUAAACUGCGCAAGUUUGAAAUCAGAGACAUGAUGGGCCUAACAGAGGAUCGGGACAUUUCUGAGACUGUUAGUGAGACCUGGAGCACUGACGUGCUCGGCAGUGACUUUGACCCCAACAUGGAUGAAGAUCGGCUGCAGGAAAUAGCAGGGGCAGCUGCAGAGAACAUGCUCGGCAGCCUGCUGUGCCUCCCAGGAUCAGGCUCAGUGCUGCUGGACCCCUACGGCUCCACAAUCUCAGAGACCACAAGCGAGGCAUGGAGUGUGGAGGUCCUGCCAAGUGAUUCAGAAGCCCCAGAUUCGAAACAGGAGGAACGGCUGCAGGAGCUCGAGAGCUGCUCAGGGGUUGGUAGCACCUCAGAUGAUACAGAAGUCCGGGAGGUCAGUUCGAGACCAAGCACUCCUGGCCUGAGUGUUGUCUCAGGUAUCAGUGCAACCUCUGAGGACAUUCCCAACAAGAUAGAGGAUUUGCGCUCAGAGUGCAGCUCAGACUUUGGCGGAAAGGACUCUAUAACCAGUCCAGAUGGGGAAGAGUCAGGCCACGGAUCGCAGCAUCUGACUUCGCCAGCCUCACAAGCUGAUUCUCUAUUGGUCAUGUUCGACCCGCUCUCCUGUGCAGAAGGUUCCACCACUGGGACAAUAGUGAGGCCCAAGGUGCAGUAUGCCAGGCCUGCUCACCCACCCCCUGAUCCCCCCAUCCCCGAAGCCAGCGCCGUCGGGCAGGAGACACGCCACUCUUUCGUCAUGCCCCACAGCUUGGCUCAGGCUGAGUUUGAGAACAAGCAGCGCCACUCCUUCCCUGACCGACUGGUUCGGAGUCGCAGCUCUGACAUUGUUUGCCCGGGCCGUCGACCUACGAGUGACCCUGGGCUGAAUCGUCGUGUGGCAGUUGAAGAGCGUGACUCGGCGGGGGCCUUUGCUGCAGCGCCAUCCAUGUCGCCCAGCAAGGACUCUUUGAAAGGAGAGGCUGAGGACAGAAAAGACAGUGAUGAUGAGAAGUCUGAUCGCAACAGGCCAUGGUGGAAGAAGCGUUUUGUGUCAGCCAUCCCGAAAGUGCUGUAUUGGACGGCUGAGAGUGACGUCCCAGCUCCUAUAGCUGCAUUUCGGAAACGAGACAAGCACGAGAAGGAUGAUAUUGCUCCGGAGCGAAUCCCGCAAGAAGAACCUUUGCCCAGACAAAGCACCCAAGUCCAAGCAGCGGAAGACAUCCUGGACAAGUACCGAAACAUAAAGAGGACCAGCCCAAGUGAUGGAGCCACAGCAGGAGCGGCUUAUGAGGGUGCUGGAGAUAUUUGUGCUGAAGAAAGUGUUCAUGACUCUCCAAGAGAAGAUCCUAUGCAGAACAUUUCUACUGAUGACCUCCCAGAUUCAGCCAGUCAGACAGCUCAGCAGCAUGGUUCAAAGUUUUCUUUUAGUGAUGCCAAGAAAAAGUUGCGGAUGGCAUUGUGUUCUGCAGACUCAGUGGCUCUGCCUAUUCUGACCUCGGCUACCACUAGAAAUGGUUUGCCUGACCACAUGGACCCUGAAGACAAUGAGAUCGUGUGCUUCCUAAAGGUCCAGUUAGCAGAGGCCAUCAACCUCCAGGACAAGAACCAGAUGGCCCAGAUCCAGGAGACUUCGCGUUGCGUCACCCGUUUCGACCCCCGUACCUGUAGGAAGCUGCUUGCUGCCAUUGCAGAGGAUUACAGAAAGCGAGCUCCAUACAUAGCCUAUUUAACGAGAUGCCGGCAGGGCCUGCAGACCUCACAGGCCCAUCUGGAGAGGCUCCUCCAGAGAGUUCUGAGAGACAAGGAGGUAGCCAACCGCUAUUUUACCACUGUAUGUGUUCGUCUCCUUCUGGAGCACAUGGAGUCCAGGAUGCUUGACUUCAUCAAGGCAUUCCAAGUGUGCACAGCAGCAGAUGACAAGACUGCAGCGGUGGAGGAUUUUCUGCGCUACUUGUACGGCGCCAUGGCCCGUGAUGCCAUUUGGCAGUAUGCGAGCGAGGACCAGCUGCAGGAUGCCCAGAUGGCCAUCGAGCGCAGCGUCAUGAACCGCAUCUUCAAGCUGGCCUUUUACCCCAACCAGGAUGGAGACAUUCUCAGAGAUCAGCUUUUCCAUGAACAUAUUCAACGGCUGUCUAAAGUUGUUACUGCUAAUCAUAAAGCACUUCAAAUUCCAGAGGUUUACUUGAAGGAGGCUCCCUGGCCCUCUGCGCAGUCUGAGAUCAAGACCAUCAAUGCCUACAAGACACCCAGAGACAAAGUCCAGUGUAUACUGCGCAUGUGUUCCACUAUCAUGAACCUCCUCAGUCUGGCUAACGAAGACUCUGUCCCCGGAGCUGAUGACUUUGUUCCUGUGCUUGUCUUUGUCCUCAUCAGGGCAAACCCGCCUUGCCUGCUGUCCACCGUUCAGUACAUCAAUAAUUUCUACGCCAGCCGGCUGAGUGGGGAGGAGUGCUAUUGGUGGAUGCAGUUCACUGCGGCGGUGGAAUUCAUUAAGACCAUCGACGAUCGCAAGUGAAGCAGAACAGCCACCUGUAUGGGCAGACUGUGGGGGAAGGAGCCGGGAGACUGGGAACCUUCCCAUACCAACUGCUCCCUCUGCACAGCUUUUGAAAGCUGGCCCUCAGCCUGCUCGUUGUGUGUAUAGCUUGUACAUAGCCACAGACGCUCAAAGAUUACAGAAUAUAUAUUACUGUGCCGAUGUGGACAAAUCCAGGUUUUAGCCGUGGUGGGAAAACGGCUACGGGGGAAGAUUUGCAGCGUGUUAACUUUAAACGUCAGUUGGGUUUUGAUUUUUAUCUUUUUGUCUCUCGACUCAUGUUUCACUUUUUGGGUGUACGUAUUGGGACUUUUAUAUGUAAGCAGUUAAACAAAUUCAACAUAAGUGAUAAAACUCUUCAGACCUAAAUGAUAAACUUAUUUAAAGGGACCAGAAUUAGUGUGUGUGCUCGUCUCAUUUUAUUGCCCUUGAGAGUGAGAGGAAUGUAGUUUCAAUUAUGUUCUAUUAAAUCCUAUAUUAUAAGCACUGUAACAGGCAAUGAGAUUCAGUGAAUUCCAUUAACCUACUACUCUCUCCUGUUAAUGGAACAAAUUGUAUGGCAGCUUAUUUAAGGUCACUCUGAAACCAAAAGUUGUGUCGAUUGAUCAUUUGGACACAAGGGCCCACAUAGUUAUCCUACAGUUCCAUGUAAUGCUUCAACUCACUGUUCGAAACAUACAUAUCAUGCCUAUUUGUGAGGCAAAGAAGCUGCCCAAGAAAAAAAUGUCAGAGGUUCCAGAGUGGUUAUGACUUGGGAAUUCUGGGUGAUGAGGAUUUACAGGGUCGGCUUGUGCACACCUGGUAGUGGUGACGUUAAAGAUACUGUAUAUUGAAAAUAGUGCCUUUAUUUGGGGCGGCCUGUACAGUUUACAAUUGGUUUCCCACAUAAAUGACAUGCCCCCUUACCAGCGCACACAUGAUCCUCACUGGGCCUACUAUAUAUUCAACACAUCUUUCCCAUGUUACUGAUUACCAAGACUCAGUCACUUUAAUCCAGUUGAAUUUGAACAAAUGUCCCUCUUUGGUAGAAGUAGUGUUCUGUCUACACUGACUGCUGCAUUGGUGAGUUGCACAACUUGAUCGCUUCUGGUGGGGGUCAAAGCCUUCCUUUAGAAUAGCAUUGGAGGAGGGGGGAGGGGUGUGAAGCUUUUUCUUAAUUUAAGUGAACAAAGCUAUUUUAUUUCUUAUCUACAGCACGCCUGCAAAGUAACAUUAUCGCCUGAUUGGAACUCAGCUCUCUACCUCCGCAUUCAAGAAAGGGACAGGCAUUUUGGUGCACUUAUUUAUUUUCCACUGUAUGGCUCAGUUUCUGUGCACUGAUGUGCCAUGUGUAAUUAUAGUUUUGCUCAGCCAUUACUUGACCUACAGUUAAUGAGCUGACAGCACAAUACACAUUAGGUAGAGAGAGCAAAUAAUCAUCACUGUUCACUUGUUUACUGCCUUUCAGUUCAUGCUCUGUGCCGUUUGUGUAUAUUGUUUGUCCCAUGGGCACGGGAGAGGGGUGGGGUGUGAUUGGUUGAACCCUUCUGCAUGAAGACAUUGAGUGGUCUGCACAAUUUUAGUCGUUAUAAAGAGUCACCACCUGACCCUGCCAGACGAUGCAAAACACUUUACUUUGCGUCAUUCUUUUGAUUUAUUUUGCACAAAACAUGUAUGUUCCUUAAAUAAAUUGGCAAAGUUUAGUCCAGUUUGAGACCUGACUGUUACUUUUAUGUGAACUAAAGUACGGUUUCAGUCGACAGUUGCCCGAGAACCUUACAUAGUCUUUUUCGCAAUCUGUAAUCGAUUCCUGAAAAAAAACAUCCACAGGAAAAUCAACUUACAGGUUGCAUUAUUACUAAUUGGGUUCCUGUUUAACAUACUGGAAAAAUCUUACAAAGCAGCUAUUGUAUAGAUAAUGAUACACCAACCACAUUUGUAACUCUUGUUCUUUAAAGCUUUAUUACUGUGCUUCCUGUGCAAUAGCGCUGAAUGGCUGAACAGAGAAGAAAUACCUUGCAUCUAAUUUUAAACUUAAGCUUGCUCAACUAUAAUAUGCAGGGACGGUCGGUUUGUCUUUACUGUGAUUAAUGCGCUAUGUCAUUUAGAAACAAUAAAAGAACAUAGUGUUUUCCCUUA